ACAAGGGGGGCUGGGACACAAAAAUCGUACGAUGCAGCAGACAGCCGUGUGGUUGUACAAGAUCUGCCUACAAAUCUUGUCCUGUAGUAACCCUGACCGCGACCUUUCCCCUGUAUUGGCUUCCCAGCAGAGCUGGUCGCGUGAUCACUACUCUGCUGCCUGCUGAUUCCAAUGCAACAUGGCUGCCUUCAGCAAAUCUAUUCCGCACAACUGCUACGAAAUUGGGCAUACCUGGACUCCUUCCUGUACCCUUUCAACACUCCAAGUUACCGCCGGAGCCCUUGAGGUGUCCUUUAAAAUCUACGCACCUUUAUAUCUCAUAGCAGCAAUUCUUCGAAGGAGAAAGAAGGAAUAUUACUUGUACAGACUUCUACCUGAGAUCCUCCAGUCCACCUCAUUCCUCACUACUAAUGGAGGGCUUUACAUUGCUUUCUUCUGCAUUCUCAGGAGAAUACUUGGGAGAUUCUACUCAUGGUCUGCUGGAUUUGGAGCGGCUUUGCCUGCGUCCUAUUUGGCCAUUCUUCUUGAGCGUAAAAGCAGGAGAGGACUACUGACAAUAUAUAUGGCAAACUUGGCUACAGAGACGAUAUUUAGAAUGGCUGUUGCAAGGGGAGACAUUAAACCUAUAAAGCAUGGAGAGGUCCUAUUGUUCUGCUUCACAGCUUCCCUCUUCAUGUUUUUCUUCAGGUGCAAAGAUGGGCUUAAGGGAUUUGCAUUCUCAGCUCUUAAGUUCAUAGUUGGUAAAGAAGAAAUCCCAACGCAUUCAUUUCUAGCGGAGGCCACAUAUGUGAAAGCACCAGAGAGGGCGAGCCUGGAGCAGGAGAGGCCAGGGGCACAACCGAAGAAGAGCAGAGCUUCUCUAGCAGUGCUGACCAGGAAACUAAUAGAAUCCGUAUGCAAGCAUGGACCAAGGCAUAGGUGUUGUAAACACUAUGAAGACAACUGCAUCUCCUAUUGUGUUAAAGGUUUUGUCCGAAUGUUCAGUGUCGGCUACCUGAUUCAGUGCUGCCUGAGGAUCCCGUCGGCAUUCAGACAUCUGUUCACAAAGCCCUCCCGGCUCCUGUCUCUGCUGUACAAUAAAGAAAACUUCCAGCUUGGUGCAUUCCUGGGCUCCUUUGUCAGUAUAUAUAAGGGCACUAGCUGUUUCUUGCGGUGGGUGAGAAAUCUUGAUGAUGAGCUCCAUGCUCUUAUUGCAGGUUUUCUUGCAGGGAUCUCCAUGAUGUUUUACAAAAGCACCAGUAUCUCCAUGUACCUUGCAUCCAAACUAGUGGAGACAAUGUACUUUAAAGGCAUCGAAGCUGGAAAGUUUCCAUAUUUUCCACACGCAGACACAGUGAUUUACGCCAUUUCAACAGCUAUUUGUUUCCAGGCAGCUGUGAUGGAGGUUCAGAAUCUCAGACCUUCAUACUGGAAGUUCCUGUUGAGAUUGACAAAGGGCAGGUUUGCUGUGAUGAACCGUCGGGUGCUAGACGUCUUCGGUACCAAAGCCUCACGGGAUUUCAAGGGCUUUAUACCCCAGCUGGAUCCCCGGUACACUGUAGUGAAGCCAGAAAUCGAGAUUCAGCCGGGUUCCUGAAGCAGUGUUGUCAAUACUGACCAAAGCAGCACGGCCACCAACCCAGCAUGUUCAGUGAGGCCAAGGCACUCGUAAUCAGUGUUAUUUCAAUUUGAUACCAUUUCUGAUUGAUCAGGAAUGCCGGAGGAGAAGUUUGGUUUUAAUUAAGCAAACCCUUUUGCCGAAAGAAACUGUGAAUUGUGAAAGCACUUAAUUAGCUGAAAGUAUAUUCAUAUAUAUGUCUCGUUAGCACAGUUUCUGAAUCGAGCAAUAAUCUGAAUGAAUAACCAUAGAAGAGAAAUGAACUAUUGCAUUGAAGUUAGUAAAGUUUUAGGGAAAUCUUUAGAAUUAUAUAGAAAUGUACAGUUAUAAACUGAAAAAUGUUUUAAGGAAAGUAUAAUCUAUUAAGCAGUCAUUUCAAUUUCAUUGAAUUCAGGUGGGAACUUUCUGCCUCAAAUCUGGUUGUAAUUGUAGGCCAGAGUUUGAGAUCCUAUUUGGCGCUUUAGUCUAACACAGCGGGCUUGACAAAGAGGAGACCGGGGGAGGGGGGUCCGUUCAUAGUAUAAAUCUGACUAAAUUGCAUUAAACAGAUGGAAUCUAUCAAGGCUACACUGUCAUUAUUGGCCAAUACUAGUAUAAUUCAGAACAAUAACCAUGGCUGAGUAAUAGAACUUCAGUGUGUUCCAGUUUUAGAGAAACUGGCACACAUGCAGGAAAAAAAAUGCAACAAACCUGAACUAACAAACUUUAUUUUUUAUUCAGAAUCAACAUUGCAAAAUGGCAGUCUGGUAGCAGAAAUGCAUGCAAUCUCUCAGGUGUUACCACAGUAACUUCUCUCUUGUGUAUAUCAUCAUGGAAGAGGUUUGUGAUGUGGCUUGAUGCCGCCUGUAAGAAUCAAAACACAGAUCCAAAAAGACCUUUAAUAUUGAAUUGCAUGUAUAAAUUAGCUCUCUGGCGGAGCCUACUGGUUGAUCUGUCUGUUACCUUUUUUCUUCUUUUUUUUCUAAACUUUAUCUAAAGCAGCUACCAAGGCCCAUACAAACCUAACCUCCUUUUUAACAAUUUGCUGCUCAGUGAUGGAUUUUGUUAUUCAUGUUAACAAAGACAGUAUUGAAUGGGUGGUGCAAAAUGUAACUUCUGUUUGCUUCUUCACACAGUGCUUCAUUUUGUAAUUGUAUGUCUAAUGCAAAUACCGUAUUACUUGGAAUUAACGCUGCUGCGUUUAUUUUAAAUUGCUGAAAACAGCGGUGGCGCUUAUUCAAGGGUCGUGGUAAAUAGAAGUUCUAUAGUUUUCUAAAGGCACAAUUUUUUAUCGCGGUAUUUGAGGGAGACGUAUAUUGAAGUUUAUUUCUGCGGAUACAACGUGAUCAGGAUGGUGAAGAAGUCCUACAACUUUACACUGAAAGCUGUUGAGUUUGCAGAUCAGUAACGAGAGAAAUGUCAGUUCAACACCAAGGAGGUAUGUUUAUUUUCCCUUUCUUUUCUUGCAGCAGUUUCUAAGAGUCGCAGGGCUGAACUCUUUAAUAGAUGAUGCGCUUCUUUCUCUUCAACCAGCAAGACAACUAAACGCUCGCAGUCUCCUGGUCCAGGCAGGGCUUCGGUGUGGAAGAGGAGUUGAUCCUGUGGCUAUCCCCUAAACAGCAACGCUACAGCGAGAGCUUCCCUAGCUUCUGCUUGACACUCCAAAACACCACAACCCCCACUCUCUGAACUUCCUGCCUGGAUCAGGAUUCUUCAGCGUCUCUUAUUAGCCAAAAUACCGUGCAUACAACCAAAACAGAAAUGCAUUUAAGAAACUCAAAUAAUAAUCAUACAGCUCCUGCAAUACAACUACAAUGUAUUACUUUUCUUGCUAAUUCUUAAUAUAUUUAUUUUAGUGCUGCUGUAUCAGUGCAUAGUGCUGUGUACCUACAGUAUUCUUUUUUUGUUUGGGUUCCAUAAACUUUACAGUAAAAGUCUAUCCAAUUCAUUUUGUUUCUUUGUAAUGUUUUGCCACACUGUUUUGUAUGUGUUUCUUAAGUGCUGCAUUUAUUUGGGCUGGGGUAGGGGGAAAAAUUCACAUGUUUCAUUAUUGAGAGCGCCGUUUAUUCGAGGGCAGCGUCUAUUACAACUCUGAUAUCCGAGUGCAGCACCUAUUCAAGGGCGGCAGUAAUUCAAAGUAAUACGGUACAGGAAAUGUUCUACAUUCUCAAAAAAGGCAACAUUAUCUUUGUAUUUAUGCUGGGAUUUUGUAAUAAUAACAUGAAGUAUAGCACAUUAACACAUUGCCAAGGAUUAAAAGGGUUUCAUGCUCUUUUACAAACUGAGGUACAUACAGUAUAAAUAAGGUUAAUCUUCACAAGUGUAUAAUCCACUUGUCAGACAUCAGGGUUUUUUCUGCCCUGGAGAGUUUGAAGAUUACAGACUGUUGUUAAACGCACCAACUGCAUAACCCAUUUUGUUUUCUAUGAGGUAGCAUUCCUUAAAUAACAUGACUUUUUAGGCUUGUUGCACAAGUAUAUAUAUAUAUAUGUGUGUAUAUAUAUAUAUAUAUAUACACACACACACAAAGUGUGCAUUAGUGGUCCUUGCACUUCCUGGAUCGAAUCUAAUCCCUCUGCAUUUUGCACUGUAUUGCAUUUUGAUUUUUUUUGGCAAACUUGGUAAGUGAAUAUUGAGUAAACUUACUCACUGUCAUCAGUUUGCUUUUACAUUUAAAUGAUAUUUAUAAAAUCAGGCUCCAAGUGUUGGUAUGCAUCCAUAUUGCACAGACACAUGAUUGUGUUUUGCGCCUUACUGUUAGCAAGUAUAAUAAUAAGACCAGUGAUGGAAUGGGAUUCUGCAAAAAUAUGACAUUGUGAUCACAGGUGUCCAUGUAGUGUCUUUUUGGGCUUGCAAGGUGCCCUCUUUUUUUCAUGUUUAGUUCUGGUUUGAUUUUUGCUGCUUUUUUUCUCAAUAGAAGUGGGUGUGUCUUGAAGGAAAAUUAAGGAAAAGUUAAUUUUGUAGAACAAAAAACCUGCCCAGAAUAUUUGGAGGGGUUGGUGCAAAUAUGUUCUUUAUGAAGGUCUAUGCUAUAAAGGCAUCUAAGGAGAAUCCUUCUUGUCAUUAUCUAAUGAGAUAUAGAAUAGUGGUGCAUUAUUACCAGCACCCACUCUAAAUAAUUGGAAUGCAUUGUACAGACCCUCUCCUGAGCGUAAUUCACUAAGCCUGAUUAGGACUAAUGUGACUUCCCACUGAGCACUGUCAACACCCUCAGACUCUGUAUGUCCCUGACCCUCAGUGGGGCUCACUGAGCUAUAUUGUUUCAUUUCAUUCUUUUUCUGAUGCAAAAAGGAACCUCGCUGGUGUAUCAAUGUGUUCACAAAAAUAGCGAAUCCUGGGCUUGCUGAGCAGGUUUUUCAUUCAUAUACAUUUCGGUAUACCUCCAAAGUUAGACCUACAUUGGUAGGCUAACAUUUUGAUUAUUGCCUUUACAAAUAAACGGGGCAACUACCUCCAUAUCCACAUUGUUUACCAAUCAGUCCUUAUCAGUGGUUUAUGUGUGUUCCCUCGUAAUGUGAAGUGUCAUUAAUUGUUGCUUUUAUGAACAGAAUUAUGAAAUUAAUUGUCACUAUUAUAUGAACUGUAUAGUUCACUUCUACUGUAAAUGCUUUAAUAUUGAACCUGUGGAGGGCUAGCUUUUGUCACAAAUGACCAUUGAAUAAAAGGUAGUAAACAGUGUAGCCUUACAUGUAACACCUGUAACAUUUAUUUUGUACAAUAACAUUCCAUGCUUCUAUUCUUUCUUACGGACAUUAUUAAAAGAACAUAACCCCCUUCUAACCUUGGACUGUAACCUGACACUUGUCAGUAAAUGAAAUAAACCAUUAUAGAAGAUCAAAUACAAAAAAUGACACUUUUAAAAAGUACACGUUUUAAAUAAUGUAACUUUAAUUUACAAGCUAUGCAGUUACAUUUGUACAAUUAAAACUGCUGUUUUACGUUUUGUUUACAAUUAAAAUCCUAAUACAAUGCUAAA
Acipenser ruthenus (sterlet) is the source of this 5552-nucleotide messenger RNA. RefSeq names its product transmembrane protein 135. The record is from RefSeq and is a predicted model, not a curated record. Bases 179 to 1576 code for a protein of 465 amino acids. NCBI's taxonomy places the organism in Eukaryota, Metazoa, Chordata, Actinopteri, Acipenseriformes, Acipenseridae. The transcript has 15 exons.